Messenger RNA from Hirundo rustica (Barn swallow), 2674 nucleotides. RefSeq names its product zinc finger protein 239-like. Gene Ontology annotation, biological process: regulation of transcription by RNA polymerase II. NCBI's taxonomy places the organism in Eukaryota, Metazoa, Chordata, Aves, Passeriformes, Hirundinidae. The record is from RefSeq and is a predicted model, not a curated record. Bases 1018 to 2181 code for a protein of 387 amino acids. The transcript is spliced from 2 exons. Gene Ontology annotation, molecular function: RNA polymerase II cis-regulatory region sequence-specific DNA binding; DNA-binding transcription factor activity, RNA polymerase II-specific.
CCAGUGUCUCCCAGAUGCACUGAGUUGAUUCCAGUCUGAUCCCAGUUGCUCACAGCCACUCCCAGUCACCCUCAGUGCAGUCCCAGUUGCUCCAAGUAUGAUUGUGUAUGACCCCAGUGCCCUGAGCAGGACCCAGCCUCUCCCCCAGUGAUCCCAGUAGGAUCCCAGUUGCCCCCAGCAUGGUUCCAGUUGCUCCCUGUUCAUCCCAGUGUGGUCCCAGUUGCACCUAGUUGCCCCUAGUAUAGUCCCAGUCACUCCCCAGAUGAUCCCAGUCCCUCCCAGUCCGGCCCAGUUGCCCUCAAUGUAGACCCAGUCACUCCCACUCACUCCCAGUUGCCCCCAGCAUGGUCCCAGCUGUUCCCAGUAUGGUUCCAGUCCCCCUGUUAAUGUCACAGACGCUCCCCAGAAUAUCCCAGUUGCCCUCAGCAUGCUCACAGCCAUUCCCAGUCAGUUCCAGUUGCCCCAGUAAGGCUCCAGUUAGCUCAGUACAGCCCAGUCACUCCCAGUGAUGCCACUCCUGGGAUCCCCCAGCCCUCUCUGCGUUCCCCCCAGCCCAAAUCUGCCGAGAGGAGCCCCAAGGGCUGGAAGUCCCCAGCCAGGGUCCCCAGCAAGGCUGGAGGAGCAGAGCCCUGUGUCCCCCAGGAGCCCAAAGUGGGGAGCCCAGAGAGGGGGGAGCGCCACGAUUGGCGGGACCCUCACCAGCCUGGAGAGGGGCAGGGGGGGACUCCUUGGAGCCCCUGCACCCUGAAGCAGAGAAUGAGGGGAGAAGGGACCCAAGGGACCCCCAAAGCCCCAGCAUCCCUGAGUGGGGAGGUGGAAAAGGGGGAAACUUUGUAUUCCUGGGACUCCCAGCAGCCUGGGGAGGGCCGGGACCAAAUAGAUGCAGGACCCCCAGUACGAGUGUGACCCCCAGCAGCUGGGACAGGGGGGAACCCCUGAAGAACAAAGGGGGAAGACCAGAGACAGAGAAUUCCUGGGAGACAUUUCAGGUCUGAAUCAUUUUGUUGGGAGGUUUUUAUGGACCCCAGAUGGCCGGUGACUUCUAGAGAUGGACUUAGGCAGGAGGAACUCCCUAACCCCUUGUGCCCAUACCAGAAUUUCUCCUUCCUAAACCUUGUCUGGAUUGCAGAGAAGGCUGCAAGGAAGAGGAAGAUGCCCCAGGACAGCCAGGCAGACAAGGAGGUGAGGAUGGAGACCAGGGAGGACAAAUCCCCGCGGCAGAACCUCGUGGAAGAGGCAGUUUUGAGCGGCUCCACAGUGCAGGAAUCCAAUGGGGAGGAAAAGCUCUGGAGAUCCUGCAGGGGUAGGGGCUCCAAACACAUCCCAGGGAGUUCUGAGGAGGAAAGACCCACCCUGUGCCACGAAGGGGGACAGAGAUUGAGCCAGUGCUCUGAGCUGGUGGUCCAUGACCAGCUUCAUCACGGGGAGAAGCCCCACAAGUGCUUGGAAUGUGAGAAGAGCUUUGACCGGAAGUCCAAACUGAUCAGACACCAGAGGAUCCACACUGGGGAGAGGCCUUACGAGUGUCCCGAGUGUCAGAAGAGAUUUCGGAGCAGCUCCCAUCUGCUUGUACAUCAGCGGAUUCACACAGAGGAGAGGCCCUUCCGCUGCCCCGACUGCAGGAAGGGCUUCAAGUACAAAUCCACCCUCACCACCCACCGGCGCAUCCACACUGGGGAGAGACCCUACGAGUGUGGGGAAUGUGGGAUGAGCUUCAGCAGAAGCUCCAGCCUGAUCUGCCACCAGAGGAGCCACACCAAAGAACGGCCCUACAAGUGUGAGCAGUGUGGGAAGAGCUUCACCCACAGCUCCAACUUGAUCUGCCACCAGAACCUCCACGCUGAGGAAAGGCCAUACAAGUGUGGGGAAUGUGGGAAGGGCUUCAACCAGAGGUCCCAGCUGGUCGUUCACCAAAUGAUCCACACUGGGGAGAGGCCCUACGAGUGUCCCAAGUGUGGGAAGAGCUUUCGGACCAGCUCCACUCUCCUCAAGCACGAGCGGAUUCACACAGAGGAGAGGCCCUUCCGCUGCCCCGACUGCAGGAAGGGCUUCAAGCGCAGCUCCCACCUCAUCAAGCACCAGCGCAUCCACACUUGGGAGAGGCCCUAUGAGUGUCCCCAGUGUGGGAUGAGCUUCUCAGACAGCUCUACCUUGAGCCAACACCAACAGAGGCACCAGUAAGGGAAGCCCUGCGAAUGCCCCGACUGUGGGAAAAGCUUCCUGCAGUGCUCCAACUCCAUCCCCCGUUGGGGGACCCACAUUGGGAAGACACUGGGCUGGUGGUCCUUUCAUUUGGUGGUCCCUAAUAUUCAUUUGAUUCUUCUUCAUCCCUUUAAAAGCAGCAAAAUUGGGCUGAAAACCAACAAAUUUAUCAGAGCCAUCUAAAGCCUCACUUUUUCCUUGUGUUUCGUGAGAAUCUCGGAUUCCGGGUGAUACUUGGGAGGAUUUUGGGGUCUUUGGUGUGGUUGUCUCCAUUUCUUAAUGCUCAAAGAGACAAGAGGGUUUGAUCUGUCGCCUCAAAAACACUCAUUGCCACUGAAAACUACUCAAUCCCACCCAAAAUUACUCAAUUCCUCAGCCCCUCAGCAUGGUAUGGGAUUGGAAGGGGGUUGGGUGAAGUGAGAUGCAAAUCAUGAAGGGUGAGGUGAGCAUUGGGUGGGGCAGGAUGGGUGAG